UAUUAUCAGCUGUCUAUUCAUGACCUACCUCAAUAGAUCGUUAUUAUUGUUUACUGCUUAGGAAGUUAUAAAUAGUUCUGAGCGUUACGAUAACCUGAAAGACGUGUAUCCGUUAUCUUAUUUGUUUCAACCUUGGCACGGUAAGGGCUUCAAUGAAUGUAAUAAACAAGUCUACGAUAGAGAACGUAACAAUAUUAUGUGAUGUUUGAUAAACGAACAUUGUUAGUUAUGUUUGUGUAUACAAGAUUAUAUUUUGCUCCCGGAUGAACAGAGCGUUUUUUAGGAUAAUAACAAAACGUGUUUGGUACAAUGGUUAGUGAGUCAUUAUAAUAUUACCUAAAGCGCAUAUGGCUAUCUUUAUAUAUGCAUCUGACCACGUUUUUAGCCACAUGAUCUCAGUGUGUUUAUAAUUGUGGAAACGAAAAAUAAAUACAGAUGUUGAGAAUUAGGGUUCUCAAGUUUCCGAUAUUUGUUAAUCGAUUGGUAUUUCGGUUGUUCAUUCAGUAACAUUUGGUACUUUUUGAAAGGAAGACGUUUUUUUCACGCUCCGUUGUCUUGUGCAAGGGUACAACUGAAUUGUAAUGGCGGGGCAAUGUAGUACUAAAAGUCAAUCUUGGUGUGUAGAAACAGCCGAACAUGAAGAAAACAAGUUUAUGAUGAUUUGCCGUAAAGGUAACGUCUAUGAGCUGAUGGAAUUGGCACCAUUCAUUAGCAAUGAUGGACAUCUGCUACGUAAUUACGAUCAUCGUGGGAGACAGUGUAUUCACACGGUGGCAUUGUACGACAGAAAAAAUGCUAUUAUGAAAAUAGAAAUACUUGUAAACAUGGGAGCAGAUAUUAAUGCGAAGGAACGAAAUACUGGUAAUUCAUUACUUCAUAUCGCUGUGAGGACAAAAAAUUACCAAUUGGCUGAGUGGCUGUGCCAAGAGCCAACCGUUAAUUUAGGAGCUAUCAACUAUGCGCAUCAUACUGCUUACCACAUGGCCUACUAUGCUCAUGAUGAGAAGAUGAAGGAGCUUUUGAUAGCCAACAGAGCUGUUUGUGACGAUCCUGAAGGCAUCGAAAUGUCUGAAGAUGAUAUUGGUGACUUUUCUAGUGACGGUUAACGGAUU
This is a messenger RNA of Microplitis mediator, 1112 nucleotides long. RefSeq names its product NF-kappa-B inhibitor cactus-like. The transcript has a single exon. The record is from RefSeq and is a predicted model, not a curated record. Gene Ontology annotation, molecular function: protein binding. The coding region runs from base 582 to 1106 and encodes 174 amino acids. NCBI's taxonomy places the organism in Eukaryota, Metazoa, Arthropoda, Insecta, Hymenoptera, Braconidae.